Molecule: messenger RNA, 3488 nt
Organism: Dreissena polymorpha
Lineage: Eukaryota; Metazoa; Mollusca; Bivalvia; Myida; Dreissenidae
Product: heat shock 70 kDa protein 12B-like
Exons: 5
Coding region: 44-1810 (588 amino acids)
Molecular function (GO): ATP-dependent protein folding chaperone; ATP binding
Source: RefSeq, a predicted model, not a curated record
CAGCUAACCAUCGUAUCAGGCUCACGGCGUGUAUCGCGGGACAAUGGAAGAACAUUCUUCGAUUUUCAUAUCGCUUGCCUUUGACUUCGGUACGACCUAUAGUGGCUAUGCCUUCUCCUUUAAAUCAAGUCCAACGGACGUUAAUGUCAACUGCAAUUGGUACGCUGGAUCUGGUAAACUUGUAUCACAGAAAACAUCAACCAGCCUCUUGCUAGACCCAGACGGCAAGGUCCACUCAUUUGGAUUUGAGGCUGAAGACAAAUAUGCAAAUCUUGCGGAAGAGGGAAUUCACCACGCUUGGAGAUUGUUCAGACGCUUCAAAAUGUUCUUAUAUAAUGAUCCGGGUUUGGCUAGUACUUCUACGGUUGACGACACGGAAGGUCGGUCGUAUUUUGCGAUUCUGUUGUUCACCAUGGCGAUUAGAUUCCUGCAUCAACAUGCGCUGCAACUUUUAAACCAGCGUAACAUUGUCGUUAAAGAAACCGAUAUCCGAUACGUCAUCACAGUGCCCGCAAUCUGGGGCGUUCCUGCCAAACAGUUCAUGAGAGUGGCUGCUACAGAUGCUGGAAUUGAUGGCGAAAGACUGAAGAUUGCCCUAGAGCCCGAAACAGCCUCGAUUUGGUGUGAAAGGCAAGGGCAAAGAUUUACAGGAAACAAGUUCAUGCUCGUGGAUUUAGGAGGCGGAACUGCGGAUAUCUCUGUUCACGAAAAACGGCCUGACGGGCGACUGAGAAAUAUCCAUGCCCCAAGCGGAGGCCCGUGGGGAGGUACAUGCGUCGAUGAAAACUAUAUCAAGUUUUUAUCAGAGGUAUUCGGAAAAGAAGCACUACAAGAUUUGAAAAAGACAGACAUGUGCGAUUAUUUAGAGUUAAUGCGAGACUUCGAAAUGAAGAAACGAGCAUUUGACUUUCAAUCUGGACAUUGGAUAAUUUUCCGAAUUCCUGUGUCACUUUGGAAUCGUGCUGAGAACCAGCUUGGGCAGACAAUUGAUAAUCGUCUGAGGUCAUUGACAUACGGAUCGAAUGUUACUGCAACGAGCGGGGCUAAAUUGAAAGUCCAUCAGUCUGUCGUUAAGGCCUGGCUCGAUGAACCAGUCUCAAAGCUACUUGUUCAUCUGGAGAAGAUUUUGAAGGAAAAACAUAUAGAAGACAUACAGCAUCUUGUAUUGGUAGGCGGCUUUGGAGAAUGUCGAUAUGUUCAACAGAGAAUCCAAUCAGAGCUGAAAGGGAUGCAACUGAUAGUUCCAGAAGAUGCAGGCUUGGUCGUCCUAAAAGGAGCCGUUGUUUUUGGACACAGUCCUGAAAUUAUUGCGUCAAGAGUGAUGGCUUUUACCUAUGGAGUAAGGCGGUACCAACGAUUUAAUCCGGCUAAGCAUCGCGAUGAAAUGAAGGUCUUUAAGCAAGGCGAGUGGCUCGUGCCAAACUGUUUUAAAGUGUUCGUGCGAGCAAACGAAGAGAUUGCAAUCGAUGACAGUGUGUCCUAUAAUUGUACACCUACGGGUAAGGUGUCUAGAAUUGUGAUUUACAUGACACGCGAGAGGGAGCCCAAAUACACGACUGAUGCAGGCUGCAAACGUGUAGCGUCCUUAAAGUUACUCAAUUCGGAAGACAUCCCAUAUACGGAACAGAAAUGUGUUGUUUCCUUUUUGUUCGCCGACACGGAAUUGAUCGUGAAAGCACAGAACCGCGUCACUGGAAAUGUAACAAUCCUUCCAUUAGAUUUACUAGACAAGAGGAACAGCAGUGAUAUUUCUGUUGAUGGUUUAAGUGAUACACUUGAACCAGACAUUGUCGAAUCAACAAAAUUAUGAAAGCAAGUAUGAAUCAAUACUAUUUUGCGAUAAAUGCAUCAUACUUGGACUUUUUCGAGCAUACAUUUCAAGUGCUAUGGUGGUGAUUAUUUUUUAAAUACGUAUAUAUUUGUAUCAUGUAAGUAAAUAUUUGUAUCAAGUUAUUAAACAUUUGCUUAUGUUUAUAUUUAAUAAGUUUUUGUGAGAAGUACCUGGCAUUUUAUCAGAGAUGUAAACAUAUUCAUUGUUUCAAGUUAAAUACUUGUAAAUUUUCAAAACAUUUAACCUUCUUGAUUAUAAUCUAGAAGACGAACAUUGUUUUACAUGAUGUAUUUUUGAUAUUAUUGAAUUAUUAAAAUAAAAUGAAGUUUACAUAUAAUGGCAUAUAACUCGGUAACAACUUAAUUACGGCAAUAUAAUUACAUGUAGCAUCCGUUCGAAACAAUAAAAACUUGGACGAUUAGUCAUUACGUUUUUGACGAUUCAUUAAUAUUGCUCAGCGAUGUAACACUAUGUAAACUCGAUCAUAUUGUGUAGUGUACGUACUCUAUUUUAAUAAUGUCUAUUCAACAUAAUAAAUAAAUGUUUCUGAGUAAUUCAGCACCAAUCGCUAUUAUUGUUCCUUAAUUAUAAAAUGUAUUAAUGUAUUUCACGUAUAGCCUCCCUUGGAAGCUAGAAUGGCACGUCAUGUAACCUGUGUAUUUCGGUAAUUAAAUGGGGAUUUCAUUCGUUGAUAUGCUUAACACAAAGGUCAAUGCAACGUCCAAGACUAGCAAUACUUACCUUCAUUCCUUCAUUUAUACAUUGAAAAACAAGAAAUAUAAACAAUAUGGACCAUUCAUUGGGCAUAUUGAGGCACUGGGGCUGAUGUAACUGCAAACGCGUUUAAUAAAGCCAUAAUUGGCGUAAGAAAUCAUCAACAAGAGAGCAAUUGUCACCAAGAUACAUAUCUUCAAUAGAGUUAUUUUUAAUGAUGUUUUGACCAGAAUUGUUUCCUUGAUUAAUGACUCAGGGUCGUGCUCGCAUCAAUAUCCUCAAUCCUACCCCAGUAGUAUUGCUAAGAUAAUUGAAAAUCUACUUAUACUGGACAAAGAUAUGUUCCGUACAAAGUGCUUAGGAUGAAUUUCUCUGAAUUUAUAUUUAACCUUGUAUUGUGACCUUGGCCUUGAACUAACGGAACGACCCUCUAAUCAUCAGUCAUUUCACUCUUAUGUUCCAGAUAUAUGGCCGAUACGGUGUUUAUAACUUGGAGCCAUUUAAGACUCCCUGGUGCUGGUACCGAUCCGUAUUUCUUAGUUCUUGAUUCGCAUCUAAUCUUGGCUAAAUGAAAAUUUGCAUCGCCAUAUUUCGUGUUUUCCAUUUAAUUUCAGAUCACGCGCGAGACCUCCCAUUAAUACUGGCGACUCAUGUGCUGGUGAUAAUUUUUUUCUCAGUGCACAUAAAGCAUGUAAUAAAGACAUUAUAUUAACCCGGACGAUCUAAAAUCUCACCAAGCCUCGCAAUUAAUUUAUUCUAAUCCUCGCCUGAUAUAUUACAUAACGAUCAGGCAGUAAUCUGUUUUUCUGUUUAUCAUACCUCUACGUCCCACAUUUUAUAAGAAAUUGUGAAAAAUAAUCGCUACGACGCUGCAUUUUUGCGGGAAUAAAUAUGAUUUUGACGUUUGAUGUACUUGCGCUUAAUUUUUGUAUAAUAUGUGUUU